This is a messenger RNA of Aspergillus japonicus CBS 114.51, 1060 nucleotides long. Its product is annotated as oxidoreductase-like domain-containing protein. The record is from RefSeq and is a predicted model, not a curated record. The transcript has a single exon. Lineage: Eukaryota; Fungi; Ascomycota; Eurotiomycetes; Eurotiales; Aspergillaceae. Gene Ontology annotation, cellular component: mitochondrion. The coding region runs from base 65 to 877 and encodes 270 amino acids.
CGAUCCUAAAGUUCCUCUUUCUGCCCACUUUUCCUUCCCCUCCUCCGUCGACACACCAGAACAAAUGGAACGCCCCUUCCUGGCUCUUGCGCCAUUCUUCGCGCGAACAACAACAUUAAUCAACAGCAGCAGCAGCAAUGGUCUGUGUCGAUGGUCGCAAAUCGCGCCUUUCAUUAGCAGACAACAUGCAUUCUCCUUCUCCGCUCGCCCUCUAGCCACGCAUGACCACGCCGCCGCUCUGCGCAACGGAAUGGUCAAGGCCAGCGAGAACGGGUAUACACAAGCGCAACCACUGGCCGGCUACUACCACGAUAUCCUCUCGACCCGCUCCCCGUACGACCGGCAGACCGGUCCCCCGCAACAACCCCGCGAGCCACUCGAUGAACCGGCCGCCUCGACGGAGCCCCAGACACCGGAGGAGAAAAUGGCCAUUGUCUUUGGGACGCGUCUCGCAGGGCCCGGCCGGGCCUCGCGCUACGAUCCCGGGGCCGCACCGGACGCGACCUGGAAGACCGUGAACGGGGUCGCGAUCCCCCCGCGCCCGGAGGAACCCGACAACUGCUGCAUGAGCGGCUGCGUGCACUGCGUGUGGGACGACUAUCGGGACGAGCUAGAGGAAUGGGCCGCGCGGCUUGCGCAGGCGAAGGCCAAGGACUCGCCCGCAACAAGCGACGGCAAGGACCAGCGCCAGACGCCCAGGUCCGAGGUCCACGCCGCCAGCGGCAGUAUGGACGACGAUGGCGGGGGCAGUGAGACGAACUGGACGCUGUCGGAUCCCAAUGAGGACCUGUUCGCCAAUAUUCCCGUCGGGAUCCGGGAGUUCAUGAAGACGGAGAAGAAGUUGAAGCAGAAACAUCAAGAGGAAGCCCACACGUGAGACAAUUGAUGAAAAGACUUUACGCCUCUCCCGAUCCCUCCUUCUUCCUUUAGACGAUGAUUAUACCCUGUCUUCCAUGAUUUUGUGUGUGUGAGUUCGUGUGCGUGUGCGUGUAUAUAUCAAGGAUAUAGAUAUUUAGAACCUCCCGGGUGUGCGUGAAGUGUAUAUAAACCACUAUCGUAG